CUUAAAUAGUUCACAAGUCAAGUUUGUCUUUUUUAUUGUAGGUUUGUAUUGCUGUCUUAUCAGUUUAGGCCUACCAGACUUCAUGUAAACGGUGAUCAUUAAAUAAACACUGGGAAAAAACAUCACCUUUUUAAAUUAUAAAUAUGACCUACAACUUGACUUUUCAUACAGUGUCAACUAAAGUGGUUUGAUACCCAACUAACCUAAAGUAUAUCUCGCUAACAUGUAAUAAUAGGUUAAUAUAACAUUUUUAAUGUCAUACUAUAACAUUUUUCUAAUGUCUAAUGUUUCUCUAACUUAUGCCACGGUCAGUGAGAAUUCCAAUAGCUAACUGCAGUGUGUUAUUACUACAUAAUGCAUAAGUAGUUUGGCAUCAGCCUAAUAACUGUUCUAUAUCACUGCUCUGCAGCCAUCACCAUGACAGCACCAUAGCAACAGAUGAUCCUCCAGUGUAAUGGCAUACAUUAUGCAAUGAUCGGCCAAACCAUGGCGUGCGACUAGGCUUUGUGUUUGUGAUUCACAGUUUGGAAAUAAUGUCUCCCAGUAACCGAGAGCUGGUUGAAUUCUUCAUAAGCUACAAAUUAUUGCAGAAAAACUACCCAAGUUCGCUGCUUUUGCCAAACCCUGCUAGGGUCCAGUCUGACAGCGACAAGGCAGCUAAUGUCCCAAAUGGUCUGCUAGCAAACCCGAAUGGCAACAGACAAACACUGGCCUCACUGCCUCCUGAUGAUCACUUAGAGGCUAUUAAGACUGCUCUUAAAGACUCUGCAGAUGAAUUUGAAGAGUUAUUCACACAAGCAUUCAGCAACCUUUCGUCUCAGCUCGACAUCACACCUGAAACAGCUUAUAACAGCUUUAAAAGUGUCAUGGACGAGGUGUUCAAGGAUGGGGUUAAUUGGGGAAGGAUUGUGGGUCUUUUUGUGUUUGGAGGGGUUUUGAGUGUGGAGUGUGUGGAGAAGGACAUGAGCAAUCUGGUUCCUCGCAUUGCUGACUGGAUGACUAUCUACCUGGAUGAGAAUAUCACCGCAUGGAUUCAAAGCCAGGGAGGCUGGCACAGCUUUGCUCAAAUUUUUGGGCAGAAUGCAGCAGCAGAGGCCAGAAGAUCUCGAGAAACUCUGAAGAAAUGGCUGCUAGUUGGAGUGGGGUUGCUAACUGGAGUGCUGGUUGCUAUGUUCAUUGCUAAGAAACAGUGAAGGUGCUUUACCAGAUUACUACAGCACGCCUCAAGUAAUGCUACGCCAAUCAAUAUAAACAACCUGUUUAGUUAAUGUUUACAAAAAUGCUUUGUCUGCGUGUGCACUGACAAGAUGUGCACCAGCCAACAUGGCAUGUAGGAGUGACCAUUAAUAAUGUAGCUUGGUGAGCUCCUCUCACCCGCUGUGUUACGUGAUUUUUAUUUUUUUAAUUCACAACAAAGAUAUUUGUAUGUAACUCUUAAGACUGGAAUUUAUUUACAUCUAAAUUUGAUAAGCUAAAAGUCAAAGUGAUUUAGCUGGUUCAGUGAAUUGAAUAUUUUGUUUCUUCUAUCCCAGGACCAAUAGAGCUCAACAAUGAUCACCCACAUUGAGGAUUCCUGAGUAAAUUUCCAAUUCAUUUUUCCUAUAGAUCUUCAUCAAAGGAGUCAUUAGAAUUUGAAAACAUUUCAAACUACUGCGUUUUGAACAUUAAUUACCACACAACAGGUUAGCUUCCAUUGUACGCUGACAUUUUGAAAAGUCUAUAGGGAAAUUGAAAGGGAAUUUUACUUUGAGGAUCUCUAGGCUUUGACUGUUGAUCUCCUUAGUAGAUGCUCAGAAACUUGACAGUGUAUGUUUCUUUUUCACUUGUACAGUACUGAUAAGUUUCUUUUUGGCUGCACUGGAGUUUCAGGCAUGCUUCAAAAAAUAAAUAUAUUUAUGUUUUUG
Boleophthalmus pectinirostris (great blue-spotted mudskipper) is the source of this 1904-nucleotide messenger RNA. RefSeq names its product bcl-2-like protein 1. Lineage: Eukaryota; Metazoa; Chordata; Actinopteri; Gobiiformes; Gobiidae. The coding region runs from base 534 to 1193 and encodes 219 amino acids. The transcript has 3 exons. Gene Ontology annotation, cellular component: mitochondrial outer membrane. Gene Ontology annotation, biological process: negative regulation of intrinsic apoptotic signaling pathway; intrinsic apoptotic signaling pathway in response to DNA damage; extrinsic apoptotic signaling pathway in absence of ligand. Gene Ontology annotation, molecular function: protein homodimerization activity; protein heterodimerization activity. The record is from RefSeq and is a predicted model, not a curated record.